ACUAAAAGUGCGUCGACCCAUUGCUCCCGUACAGGCGAAGGAAGUUGUGGGCCAAACACUUAUUUUGUGCCGAUUGAAGUAAAAAUAAAACAUUUUUUUAUAAAAAGUAGUUAAUUAAGUGUCUAAGGGAUUCUAAUAUAUUCUAUAGUGUGUUCCUUAAAGUAUAAUUUUUAGGGGAAGAAAAAUUCUCUAUGCACAUAAAAUUAGCGUUCUCUGCUAACACUAAUCUCAAAGGGAAAUAAGCAAUAAAACAAAAAAAAAUAAACGAGUCGUGAUAGCUGUGAAGAGCUCAAGAGCGAGUGAAAUGGGGGCAGAUCAAUUAUCGAAUAGAGUUUUGCUUCUUUGACAAGUGUUUGGCAAGGCAAAAGUGGAAAAUUCAAUACCGUCUUAAAACGAAAACAAAAGCGAAACGCAGUAAUACAUAGAAAUAUACAAUAAAUAGGAAUAACAGCAUAAAGAAGAAAAGGUGUAAGUGGAGUUAAUGGCGACUGCAAACUCCAAGUGGGAAAGGAAAAAGGCGAUGUCGAUUACCGAAAAUGGCGUUCUACUCGGGUUGGUCUGUAACCUUUCCCUUUUGAUCGGUUGCAAGGACUGGGCAUAGAAAACGGCAGUGACUUAAAAAGUUGUAUAUAUAUAUAGUAAAGACUUUUGUAAUGUGUAAUAUUUAAUAUUAAUUCAAAAUGGAUAUAAAUUGUGUAGUGUAAAAUCAGUAAAACAUUGUGAGCUCUAACAAAGGACAAUUAAAACAAAGGAAUUCAUAAUAUCUGAAUGCACUAUUUUAAAAUAAUACUUAAAAGGAUUGUACCUAGCAAUAUUCUUAACAACAUAUAAGGAAAAAUGCCCAGUGCUUCCUUCACUUCGUCGCGCUCGUAUGUGCGGCGUUCUAGACGUAAAGGUGCCAACCGCAUUGCUUUACCCAAUCGUCCAUCCGGUAACAUAAUGGAUCCUAUGAUACAAAAUAUACCCGGUUCAAGUGCUUCUUCAAACGCUAGUGCAGGUGCCAACUCCAAUGCUAUUGCACCGCCACUUCAAAAUAAUACCAAUCCUCCAAACUCGAGUGUCAUCUCUACAACUAUGAAUGUGUCAUCAAUUCCAUCUGGUUCACUUUCCACACCACAAUUAUCGUCGUGUUCUUCAGGUGACACAUCAUCGCAAUCGGCUGCUAUUGUUAGCGCAUCUUCAGCAGCUAUGACAGCCUCAGCAGCUGCAGGUGCAGUUUCAUCAGAAAUGUUUGCUAAUGUUUCUGGUGCUUCCUGCUCGCAGUCAUCAACUACUUCUGGACCUUCAACGUCCAGGUCUGUUGCUGGUUCCUGCAACCUUGGAGUAGCAGGCGGACAAAAAAUGCUUGGUGCCACAUGUUCCAGUAACUUAAUAAGUUCGUCAGUUUUUAACACAGGAGGCGGUUUUGUAGGAGCACAUUUGAUGGAUACAGAAACAAGUAGCAAUUGUGCAGAACAAAUUUAUGUAGGUUCCUUUAGUAGUUCAGUGAAUAUUACUGCCGACACUUCCAGUAGUAAAAAUAAUACUGGCUCAAGCAAUUCAAUGUAUUCAAGUUCCGUGCCAUGCAACUCAUCAACUAUGUCAAACGUAUCUGCAUCCACAUCCACAUCUGUGGCCAGUUGCUCACAUCAAUCACCUUAUGAUCUUCGUCGCAAGAUGCCCGCUAAUGGUCACGAACAAUGGUUCCCGUCCGCUUCCAAUACUCUUGCCAACAACAGUACGUCUAGUGCAUCUGCUAACACUAGCAAUAGUAGCCCACAAUCUGUUUCCUGCGGUCCGACACACAUGGGUGGAAGCUGCAACAUCUCAUCUAUAUCUGCCAUGCCAUCAUCGUCAUCUUCAACUUCAUCUUCAGCCAUUGUUCACGCGCCAUCAACUAGUGCCACUUUUCCUGUGAAUUCAACCGCUACCGGUGCUCCACUAGGAUCAUCACCUACAGUACACAGUUCCAUACCACAGCAACAUUGCAGUGCUUUGCCGAUUGGUGGCAUUGAGGAUAAUAAUCUUAUGUCGCCAGCUCGCAAACGGUCACGCCGUUCAUAUGCACAAACGGCUGAUAUGCCUUGCAUGGCAGCUUGUACGGGAAGCACCACACCGCCCGGUCCAACAGCAGCGCAAUAUUUGCAAUAUGAACUGCCGGACGAAGUUCUACUUGCCAUAUAUUCGUAUCUUUUAGAGCAGGAUUUGUGCCGUUUGGCAAUUGUUUGCAAACGCUUCAACACUAUUGCAAAUGAUAAUGAAUUAUGGAAACGGUUGUAUCAGUCAGUGUUCGAAUACGAUCUGCCACUCUUCAGUACCGAACAAAGUAAGUUUGUCUUUGAAAAGCCUGAAGAAUCCGAGUAUUCCAAUCCAUGGAAAGAGAGUUUCAGACAACUCUAUAGUGGAGUGCAUGUUCGUGCUGGUUUUCAGGACAAAAAAUAUCCCGGACGUAAUAUAUUAUUCUUUAACACCAUACAAGCUGCACUCGAUUACCCAGAACAAGCGGCCGCAGCCGCUAUUGGCGGGUAUACAAAUGUUCCCGCAUCUGAUCCUACCACGACCAAUGAUCUGAUCUCUAUCUACCAAGACAGUAUUACACCUGAAGACCAUCCGGGCCCACUGAUUUUCGUACAUGCUGGCCAUUAUAAGGGCGAAUACUUGUAUAUUGAAUCAGAUGUGACAUUAAUUGGGGCGGCCUCUGGAAACGUGGCAGAGUCUGUGGUGUUAGAACGUGAAGCGGGUUCAACAAUGAUGUUUGUAGAAGGAGCUAAAUAUGCUUACGUUGGCUAUUUGACGCUAAAAUUCUCACCUGACGUAACAUCGACAGUCUCCCAUCAUAAACAUUACUGUCUAGAUAUUGGAGAAAACUGCUCACCAACUGUAGACAACUGCAUUAUACGCAGUUCAUCGGUUGUUGGCGCCGCAGUGUGUGUAAGUGGUGUUAACGCUAAUCCAAUCAUACGUAAUUGCGACAUAAGCGACUGCGAGAAUGUCGGUCUUUAUGUCACCGACUACGCUCAAGGAACUUAUGAGCACAAUGAAAUCAGCCGCAAUGCUUUGGCCGGUAUUUGGGUAAAGAACUUCGCCAGUCCUAUUAUGCGCGAAAAUCACAUUCACCAUGGGCGCGAUGUAGGCAUAUUUACGUUUGAGAAUGGCAUGGGUUACUUUGAGAAAAAUGAUAUACAUAAUAACCGAAUCGCUGGGUUCGAAGUGAAAGCUGGUGCCAAUCCUACCGUUGUCAAAUGUGAGAUCCAUCAUGGCCAGACAGGUGGAAUUUAUGUGCAUGAGAAUGGCUUGGGUCAGUUCAUUGAAAAUCGCAUACACUCGAAUAAUUUUGCAGGCGUUUGGAUAACUUCGAAUAGUAAUCCCACUAUACGAAAGAAUGAGAUUUACAAUGGACAUCAAGGGGGUGUUUACAUCUUUGGCGAGGGGCGUGGGCUUAUAGAACAUAAUAAUAUUUAUGGCAAUGCAUUGGCUGGCAUACAAAUACGAACAAACAGUGAUCCGAUAGUGCGACACAAUAAAAUACAUCAUGGCCAACAUGGAGGCAUUUACGUGCACGAAAAGGGUCAAGGUUUAAUCGAAGAAAAUGAAGUAUACUCGAACACAUUAGCUGGUGUUUGGAUAACUACAGGCAGCACCCCAGUUUUGCGACGUAAUCGCAUACAUUCCGGCAAACAGGUCGGCGUAUAUUUUUAUGACAAUGGGCAUGGCAAGCUUGAGGAUAAUGACAUUUUCAAUCAUCUUUACUCUGGCGUACAAAUACGAACUGGCAGCAAUCCCGUUAUACGUGGCAAUAAAAUUUGGGGCGGACAAAAUGGUGGCGUAUUAGUAUAUAAUGGUGGUCUCGGCUUAUUAGAACAAAACGAAAUAUUUGACAAUGCCAUGGCUGGAGUUUGGAUAAAAACUGAUUCAAAUCCGACGUUAAAACGCAAUAAGAUUUAUGACGGACGAGAUGGUGGCAUUUGUAUAUUUAAUGGUGGCAAAGGUAUUCUUGAAGAGAACGAUAUCUUCCGCAACACGCAGGCUGGCGUUCUCAUCUCUACGCAAUCCCACCCGAUUUUGCGACGUAAUCGUAUUUAUGAUGGCCAAGCAGCUGGAGUUGAAAUUACAAACAAUGCAUCUGCUACCUUAGAGCAUAAUCAGAUUUUCAAAAAUAAAUUCGGUGGUUUGUGUCUAGCUAGUGGCGUACAUCCCGUGGUACGUGGUAACAAUAUAUUCAACAACGAAGACGAGGUUGAGAAAGCAGUCUCAGGCGGUCAGUGCCUGUACAAAAUUAGCAGCUAUACAUCAUUUCCCAUGCAUGACUUUUAUCGUUGCCAAACUUGCAAUACGACUGACCGUAACGCGAUUUGUGUGAAUUGUAUUAAACAUUGUCAUGCUGGACACGAUGUAGAAUUCAUUCGACAUGAUCGCUUCUUUUGUGAUUGUGGUGCUGGUACGCUAACAAAUCAGUGCCAAUUACAAGGCGAGCCGACUCAAGAUACGGAUACACUGUAUGAUUCGGCAGCACCUAUGGAAUCUCAUACACUUAUGGUGAAUUAAUUUUGCUAGUUUAUAAGUAUUUCAUUAAGGCCUACAUUCGAAUAUAAAUUUUCUGAACGGGAGAGACAGUCAGAUGAUUUGAGUUAACAUAUAAUGUUGCAUCAUAUAUGUUAUGAUAUUUUUAUGUUAUUUUGUGAGGAUUCUCUCUGCACAUCCUGAUAUUUCCUGUUAUGAAUCUAAUAUUUUUUUUUAAGUUUAUUCGGCUUUAUCCUUAUUUUCGUGUGAAAAAAUCAUUGCUAUAAUUUGCAAUAAAAUAGAAAAAAAUGUUUUGUAAUUUAUCAUUUUAUUUUUGUUUAGCAUUGUAGUUUAUGGGAAUGUUUCGUUCAUAUGGAAUUCACGUUAAGGCUGAAUAAACCACAGCAAAACAUUAUGAGAGUGGAGUGUGAGAUACAUAGUUUUGUUAGUAGAAUACGAUAACAUAUUCAACACAAUUCUCUCAAAUGGCGAUUUUAGUGGUUACCACUUGGCAUAAACCCAAUUAUACUUACUUGCUUACGUUUUGCUUUAAUAAAAAGCAGAGCAUGAAAUUUGUAGAUUCUUCAAAAUCAAGCAUUUAAAAGUAUGUGCUGUUUAUUUUGACGUAGGCUUCUGUUAAGAAAUCGAUUAUUACUAUUCUUUUUUAUACAAACAUCAUUUUAAAUUAAUUAUGCGAUAAAAAACCUAUUUUUAAACUAAUAAUUUUAUAUUCCCGAGCUACUCCGGUAAUAUCAGGAUGAACUGGGAUAUUUCAUCGAUUUUUUUAUUUUAAAUACUUCUAAUUUUUGUUAAUUGUAAUUAAAAAAAAAAUUAUUAAACAUUUACCUGACGUUUCGUUUGAUUAGAUUUUAA
Molecule: messenger RNA, 5352 nt
Organism: Anastrepha ludens (Mexican fruit fly)
Lineage: Eukaryota; Metazoa; Arthropoda; Insecta; Diptera; Tephritidae
Gene: FBXO11
Product: F-box only protein 11
Exons: 10
Coding region: 838-4524 (1228 amino acids)
Biological process (GO): regulation of apoptotic process; ubiquitin-dependent protein catabolic process; protein ubiquitination
Molecular function (GO): zinc ion binding; protein binding
Source: RefSeq, a predicted model, not a curated record